AUGGAGGACUGUAACAUAGUGGACUGUAACAUGGAGGAUUGUAACACAGGGGACAUAGAGGACUGUAACAUAGAGGACUGUAACAUAAUGGACUGUAACAUAGAGGACAUUGAGGAAAUAGCGGACUGUAACAUAGAGGACAUAGAGGCCUACCCCCUGAUGUUCACAUCCCUGUACCGGUCCACCCUGUACCGGUCCACCCUGUACCAGUCCACCCUGUACCGGUCCACCCUGUACCAGUCCACCCAGUACCUGCCCACCCUGUACCGGUCCACCCAGUACCUGCCCACCCUGUACCAGUCCACCCUGUACCGGUCCACCCAGUACCUGCCCACUCUGUACCAGUCCACCCUGUACCGGUCCACCCAGUACCUGCCCACUCUGUACCGGUCCACCCUGUACCAGUCCACCCUGUACCGGUCCACCCUGUACCUGCCCACCCUGUACCAGUCCACCCUGUACCGGUCCACCCUGUACCGGUCCACCCUGUACUGGUCCACCCUGUACCAGUCCACCCUGUACCAGUCCACCCUGUACCAGUCCACCCUGUACCAGUCCACCCUGUACCAGUCCACCCUGUACCUGCCCACCCUGUACCGGUCCACCCUGUACCAGUCCACCCUGUACCAGUCCACCCUGUACCAGUCCACCCUGUACCGGUCCACCCUGUACCGGUCCACCCUGUACCAGUCCACCCUGUACCGGUCCACCCAGUACCUGCCCACCCUGUACCAGUCCACCCUGUACCAGUCCACCCUGUACCAGUCCACCCUGUACCGGUCCACCCAGUACCAGUCCACCCUGUACCAGUCCACCCUGUACCAGUCCACCCUGUACCAGUCCACCCUGUACCAGUCCACCCUGUACCAGUCCACCCUGUACCAGUCCACCCUGUACCAGUCCACCCUGUACCGGUCCACCCUGUACCAGUCCACCCUGUACCAGUCCACCCUGUACCGGUCCACCCUGUACCGGUCCACCCUGUACCAGUCCACCCUGUACCAGUCCACCCUGUACCAGUCCACCCUGUACCAGUCCACCCUGUACCGGUCCACCCUGUACCAGUCCACCCUGUACCAGUCCACCCAGUACCUGCCCACUCUGUACCAGUCCACCCUGUACCUGCCCACCCUGUACCUGCCCACUCUGUACCAGUCCACCCUGUACCGGUCCACCCAGUACCUGCCCACUCUGUACCAGUCCACCCUGUACCUGCCCACCCUGUACCAGUCCACCCUAUACCAGUCCACCCUGUACCGGUCCACCCAGUACCUGCCCACUCUGUACCAGUCCACCCUGUACCUGCCCACUCUGUACCAGUCCACCCUGUACCUGCCCACUCUGUACCAGUCCACCCUGUACCUGCCCACCCUGUACCAGUCCACCCUAUACCAGUCCACCCAGUACCUGCCCACUCUGUACCAGUCCACCCUGUACCGGUCCACCCAGUACCUGCCCACUCUGUACCAGUCCACCCUGUACCUGCCCACUCUGUACCAGUCCACCCUGUACCUGCCCACUCUGUACCAGUCCACCCUGUACCUGCCCACCCUGUACCAGUCCACCCUAUACCAGUCCACCCUGUACCAGUCCACCCUUCCCCAGCCCAUCCCCUCCAUCCCCCAGGCCAUACUCUCCAGCCCCCAGGCCAUACCUUCUAGCCCCCAGCGCAUACCCUCUAGCCCCGAGCGCAUACCCUCCAGCCCCCAGCCCAUCCCCCAGGCCAUACCCUCCAGCCCCCAGCCCAUACCCUCUAGCUACCAGGCCAUACCCUCCAGCCCCCAGGCCAUACCCUCCAGCCCCGAGCGCAAACCCUCCAGCCCCCAGCGCAUACCCUUCAGCCCCCAGGCCAUACUCUCCAGCCACCAGGCCAUACCAUCCAGCCCCCAGCCCCCAGGCCAUACUCUCCAGCCCCUAGCCCAUACCUCCCAGGCAAUACCCUCCAGCCCCCAGGCCAUACCCUCUAGCCCCCAGGCCAUACCCUCUAGCCCCCAGGCCAUACCCUCCAGCCCCCAGGCCAUACCCUCUAGCCCCCAGGCCAUACCCUCUAGCCCCCAGGCCAUACCCUCCAGCCCCCAGGCCAUACCCUCUAGCCCCCAGGCCAUACCCUCCAGCCCCCAGGCCAUAACCCUCUAG
This is a messenger RNA of Oncorhynchus masou masou (cherry salmon), 2136 nucleotides long. Its product is annotated as adhesive plaque matrix protein-like. The transcript has 4 exons. The record is from RefSeq and is a predicted model, not a curated record. NCBI's taxonomy places the organism in Eukaryota, Metazoa, Chordata, Actinopteri, Salmoniformes, Salmonidae. Bases 1 to 2136 code for a protein of 711 amino acids.